AGAAAAAUAUCAAACACUUUUGCAUUUACACUUUCGAAGACAACGAAACCGCUUCAUAUCAUAUUCUAAGCAUGGCAGACACCUCUAAUAACCUCAACCGCCACCGUCAAACCUUAGCCAAAUCCCACUCCAGCCGUAAGACAAAUAGUCAUCUCGUCCGUAGGAGGGCCGAUAACUCUGCCGUGGAAACCUUCACCGAAGAACGCGGUUACGAUGACUUCAAUAUGGAGGAAGGUGACUCCGAGAUGUGGAACUCUUUUUCCAAUAAUUAUAGAGAGGUGCAGUCGGUGUUGGAUCGAAACAGAUUGUUGAUUCAACAAGUUAACGAGAAUCAUCAGUCGAGAUCGCACGAUAGUAUGGUGCAGAACGUGACCCUAAUUCAGGAGCUGAACGGAAACAUAUCAAAGGUUGCUUCUCUCUAUUCUGAUUUCAAUACCGACUUCACAAACAUGGUUCAUCAGCGGAAGAAUGGCGUUUGAGAGAAGACCAACAACCAGAGUCACUACUGAGGCGGUUUCUCAAAGUUUCUAUCAUUAAUUUAUUUGCAAUAAUAUAUUAACUUCCUUCUCUCCAGCUAAUUGGAUUAAAAAUUCUGGGUUGAAAUAUCGGAAAUAACGGGAUAGUUAGAAUUGUUUUAUAACCUCAUGUUGCUCUGUCAUCAAGAAAUUUCUAAUGAGAUCAAACAUUGACAAAUA
This is a messenger RNA of Nicotiana tabacum (common tobacco), 695 nucleotides long. Its product is annotated as protein EARLY FLOWERING 4-like. Gene Ontology annotation, biological process: entrainment of circadian clock; positive regulation of circadian rhythm. The record is from RefSeq and is a predicted model, not a curated record. NCBI's taxonomy places the organism in Eukaryota, Viridiplantae, Streptophyta, Magnoliopsida, Solanales, Solanaceae. Gene Ontology annotation, cellular component: nucleus.